Halichondria panicea is the source of this 1899-nucleotide messenger RNA. Its product is annotated as sideroflexin-5-like. Gene Ontology annotation, cellular component: mitochondrial inner membrane. The transcript is spliced from 14 exons. The coding region runs from base 84 to 1055 and encodes 323 amino acids. Gene Ontology annotation, biological process: mitochondrial transmembrane transport; monoatomic ion transport. The record is from RefSeq and is a predicted model, not a curated record. Lineage: Eukaryota; Metazoa; Porifera; Demospongiae; Suberitida; Halichondriidae. Gene Ontology annotation, molecular function: monoatomic ion transmembrane transporter activity.
AACGAUCACUGGUGAAUUCAAUAAUGAUAUAAUAAUGAUAGGGGUUUCCCUUUGUGGUGCAGCCGGUUAGGUUGUAAUCAAAAAUGGCUAACAAGUAUCCACCAUUUGUGUUUGGGCAGCCAAGAUUCGACCAGUCAUCUUUCCAGGGUCGGCUGAGACAUUUCUUGGAUGUUGUCGAUCCACGAACACUGUUUACCUCUGAGCGAAAGCUCAAAGAUUCUGUGAAGUUGCUUGAUGAUUUUAAGAAGGGUACACUUGUUUCCGGAGUCUCCAACAAAGAGCUCUGGGAGGCUCAGAAAAUCAAACAGGCAAUCAUCCACCCUGACACUGGUGAGAAGAUCUUCAUGCCGUUUAGAAUGUCUGGAUUCGUACCAUUUGGAACAAUUACAGUGACUGGACUUCUGUUACCCAGCCAAGGCUUUGCACAGAUGAUCUUCUGGCAGUGGCUGAACCAAAGUCACAAUGCCUGCGUCAACUAUGCCAACAGAAAUGCCAGCAAGCCCACCCCCACUAGUCGGUUUGUUCAAGGCUACGUGGGAGCAGUCAGUGCUGCUAUCGGAAUAGCUGUGAGCCUCAACGCACUUCUUCAGAAGGCCGACAAGUUCUCCCCUGCCAAGAAAAUGAUGGUGCAGCGGUUCAUCCCGUAUCCUGCCGUGGCGUGUGCCAGUACCAUCAACACUGUGCUCAUGAGGAACCAUGAACUGACAGAGGGAAUAGAGGUGGUAGAUGACAAGGGGAACGUUGUCGGAACCUCCAAAAUUGCCGCCAAGAAGGCUGUGACUCAGACGGCCAUAACGAGGUUUGUCCUGCCUGCCCCCAUUCUAGUCAUCCCUCCCAUCAUCAUGACUGCUAUUGAGAAGACUGACUUUAUUCGUAAGUUCCCAAAGAUGCAUCUGCCCAUUCAAGCGAUGGUGUGCACGGUAUGUUUUGGACUGGCCCUCCCAGCCUCCAUAGCACUCUUCCCACAAAUCAUAGAGAUUGAUGUUACAAAUUUGGAGCCUGAAUUUCGAGAGAAGACUUCAAGGCAGACACUGUUUUUUAACAAAGGACUUUGAAUUUUAUGAUAAAUGACAGUAGUUUGUACUGUAGAAUCGACUAGAAUGACAGUAGAAUACAUACAUACAGUAGUUUUAUACAUUUUUCAAGCAAACAUACUUGAGGAAGGGUAUAGCUACAGGAAGUAUAAUUAUAGGAAGCACUUUGAAGUUUUGGGACUGACUUAAUGAGGUCAUACUUAUAAUGCAUGGUUGUGUAUAUAAGCAGAUAGUACAUGCACAUUUGCAAUCACAAAUCGAAUCAACUUUCACUGAAGGAGCUUCACUCAAACACCCAAACAAGUUAAGAUGACUACUGAGCUGCAAAUGGAGGCCCCUCCAGCUUACAACACCACUCCUGCUACCAUCAGCAGCACUGAGGCACCUGUAUAUGAUCAACCAGCCUCUCACAAAUUCACGGUCCCUAGUGCUCAGCCUCAUCCUCAGAGAUACAGUAACAGCAGCAACGAACCCGUCAACAGAGGCUUGAUAAUAUGUGGCCUCAUUUGCUGCGCCCUCUUUGGACGAAUAGGCUACAUCUAUAACGCACAGGCUGUGCAGCUGUAUCAAAAUAAGUCUAUCCAGGCCGGGGAUGAGGCAGCACAAAAGGCCAGACUAUGCUCCAUAACUGCCAUUGUGGUGGGGACACUCCUGUUUGUUGGUGUUGUCGGAGGAAUUACUGCCUGGCAAGUCCUUAGGAUUCAGGCUCAGACUUUUUAAGCAUUGUUUUUUUGGACACUUUUUAACUACAAUUCAUGUAGAUCUAUACAUUUUUAUAUUAUUAUCUUCGUCAAUUGACAACACUACAUGUACACUCUGACAAUAAGUGUUGUUUGAAGUCACUAAUUAAUUUUAAUGUUCUUGA